AUGGACGACGUUCUCGACCUCGACGCCGCCGCCGGUCUCGCCUCCCUCGCCUCGUCCGGCAUGCCGAUCGCCCCCUCCGGCAAAGGCAAGCCUCGUGCCCCGUGCAAGGCCACCGCCGCGCCCAAGCCAAAGAAGACGCUGACGCCCGAACAACGGGCAACAGAGUCGGCCAAGAGGAAGUACCGGAGGCACGCCGCGGACGCUAGGGAUGAAGCCGUCGCCGCCGCCGCGAGUGUUGGCGAGACAUUCGACAAGACCCCAAGACGGAGGAGGCUUGAGAUGGACGCGGAGAAGCAAACCAAGAUGCUUGGGAUGGAGGCGGAGAAGCAAGACAAGAUGCUAGAGAUCGAGGGCGCCAACGCCAAGACCAAGGCCAAAGAAGUGGCUCUAGCGAGCAUGAUGACCGGGGUGGAGAUCAUGAAGGUGGAUCUCAACACCGUGUCGCCAAGAAAGAGGUUGUGGUUCGAGAAGAUGCAGGCCGACAUGCUCAAGUUCACCGACGAGUGA
Molecule: messenger RNA, 507 nt
Organism: Aegilops tauschii subsp. strangulata
Lineage: Eukaryota; Viridiplantae; Streptophyta; Magnoliopsida; Poales; Poaceae
Source: RefSeq, a predicted model, not a curated record